Penicillium riverlandense is the source of this 1653-nucleotide messenger RNA. It is a transcript of the gene clxA, whose product is annotated as calnexin. Bases 1 to 1653 code for a protein of 550 amino acids. Lineage: Eukaryota; Fungi; Ascomycota; Eurotiomycetes; Eurotiales; Aspergillaceae. The transcript has 4 exons. The record is from RefSeq and is a predicted model, not a curated record. Gene Ontology annotation, cellular component: endoplasmic reticulum; endoplasmic reticulum membrane. Gene Ontology annotation, molecular function: calcium ion binding. Gene Ontology annotation, biological process: protein folding.
AUGCGCUUCUCCACCGCGCUCACAUCGGCGCUGGUCUCCUCGGCUACCCUCAUGGGCUAUGCCUGUGCCGAAGAGGAGGCUGCCCCAGAUGCUACCAAUGAUAUUAUUGACAAGCCCACCUUCACCCCGACUACCCUCAAGGCCCCCUUCCUCGAGCAGUUCACCGAGGGCUGGGAGUCCCGGUGGAAGGCCUCCAACGCCAAGAAGGAUGACCCCAAGUCGGAUGAGGACUGGGCCUACGUCGGCGAGUGGGCCGUCGAGGAGCCGACCGUCCUGAAGGGAAUGGAGGGUGACAAGGGCCUGGUCGUCAAGAACGCCGCUGCCCAUCACGCCAUCUCCGCCAAGUUCCCCAAGAAGAUUGACAACAAGGGAAAGACCCUCGUGGUCCAGUACGAGGUCAAGCCGCAGAACUCCCUGGUCUGCGGUGGCGCCUACCUGAAGCUCCUCCAGGAGAACAAGAAGCUCCACCAGGAGGAGUUCUCCAACGCUACUCCCUACGUGAUCAUGUUCGGUCCCGACAAGUGCGGUGCCACCAACAAGGUCCACUUCAUCUUCCGUCACAAGAACCCCAAGACCGGCGAGUACGAGGAGAAGCACCUGAAGACCCCUCCCGUCGCCCGCACCUCCAAGGUCACCUCCCUGUACACCCUGAUCGUCAGGCCCGACCAGACCUUUGAGAUCCUGGUCAACGGGGAGUCCGUCUCCGAGGUCAACCCGGAGAAGGAGAUUGAUGACCCUAAGGACAAGAAGCCCGCCGACUGGGUUGAUGAGGCCCAGAUCCCUGACCCAGAGGCGACCAAGCCCGAGGACUGGGACGAGGAGGCUCCCUUCGAGAUUGUCGAUGAGGAGGCCACCAUGCCCGAGGACUGGCUGGUGGACGAGCCCACCAGCAUCCCCGACCCCGAGGCCGAGAAGCCCGAGGACUGGGAUGAGGAGGAGGAUGGCGACUGGAUCCCGCCCACCGUCCCCAACCCCAAGUGCAGCGAGGUCUCUGGCUGCGGCAAGUGGACUCCCCCCAUGAUCAAGAACCCCGAGUACAAGGGCAAGUGGUCCGCGCCUCUGAUCGAGAACCCGGCCUACAAGGGUGUCUGGGCGCCGCGCAAGAUCCCCAACCCCGCCUACUUUGAGGACAAGACCCCGGCCAACUUCGAGCCCAUGGGCGCCAUUGGCUUUGAGAUCUGGACCAUGCAGAACGACAUCCUGUUCGACAACAUCUACGUGGGCCACUCCGUCGAGGACGCCGAGAAGCUCCGCAAGGAGACCUUCGACGUCAAGUUCCCCAUCGAGGAGGCUGAGGAGGAGGCCACUCGGCCCAAGCCCGAGACCCCCGAGGCGCAGGGCCCCAGCGUCAGCUUCAAGGAGGACCCCGUCAACUUCGUUCUCCAGAAGGUCGACCAGUUCGUGAUCCUGGCUAAGGAGAACCCCGUCGAGGCCGUCAAGGCCGUGCCCGAGGUGGCCGGCGGCCUGAUUGCCAUCCUGGCGACCAUGGUCUUCAUCAUCGUGAGCGCCAUCGGCGCCAGCAGCCCGGCUCCGGCCCCGGCCAAGAAGGACAAGCAGGCCGGCGGCAAGGAGAAGGCUGAGGCCACCAGCUCCUCUGCCGACACUGGCAAGGGCGGUGCGACCAAGCGCUCCACGCGGUCGUCUGCCGAGUAA